AACAGAUUCCAUUAUUAUUUAUACCGUAUAAUAUAAUAACCGUACUAUAUGGCGGAUCGGUAAUACAACGAAGCAGAAAGAACAUUCCAGCAAAAUAGCAGAGGUAGCAAAAUUGUCCGAUAAGCUGGCAAUGCAGCAAUCUAGGUGACAAGAAUGACCAUAGCGUAUGUCUAUCCGGGGGUAACGACGGAGCUGGAGACAUUUAGUAAGUCAAAGCGGCAGUUUUCCAAUCUUCAUUUGCAUUUUUCAAGCGGUGUGCAACGAUUUAGAGAAAAAAUUCGCUACGGAUAUUCUUCUAGAGUCUAAUAGAGUAUAUUUCAGUAGUUGUCUUGAAUGGCCAUGUUAUCUUUACUCGGGCCGGUUCUUAUCAAUAAUUGGAUGUAUACUGCAUAGCGCGGUAUAACGCAAUCAUAUCUGAAACCGCUGACAAGGCUAUCGGAAACGAUCACAUUAGUAUCAUCAUUCAUCGCCACCAUAUCGGUGUAGUAUCGUAUCAGUUGUCAGUGUCAGUAUUCAUUAGCGCGCAUCCCUACACAUGUGUUUGUCAAAGAAGUGUCUACUUCAUCAACCAUGGUUUGUUGGUUUGCAAGAAAAUAAACAAAGAACUUAAUUAAAUACCAAAUUUGUGUAAAAGUUUGUGGUCACGUAGAAUUAUUCUUUGGAUAUUUUGUGGUCAUCUUACAACAUUUAAGACACAUGGAAGAUGGAAGGGUUUGAUGCUAUUUAUUACGAAGAAGAAAUAGAAAACAAUGAAGAGGCUGAACCUAUGGAAAUCUCGUUGGUUCCUGAUCCUGUAGUAAUUAGAGGUGCUGGAAAUAUGACUGUGUUUGGUUUAAGUAACAGAUUUAGUACAGAAUUUCCUAGUGGACUAGUUUCGCGGGUAGCUCCUGAAGAAUUCAAGGAGACUAUUAUGCGAGUGAACGGUAUAUUGAAAAAGACUCUUCCAGUAAAUGUUAAAUGGUUGUUUUGCGGCUGCCUAUGCUGCUGCUGCACUCUAGGCUGUUCUCUAUGGCCAGUUAUAUGCCUCAGCAAGAGGACUCAACAUUCCUUGAAUAAGCUAUUAGAGUGGGAGAAUAGUUAUUUAUACAACAAGUUGGGCUUGCAUUGGAGAUUGAGUAAGCAACACUGUGAUUCUUCAUCGAUGAUGGAAUAUGUAAUUUUAAUCGAAUUUCUACCAAAAAUACCGAUUUACAAGCCUGAUUAGUCUUCCUUUGUUCUCGUUGUAAAUAUGAUUCCCGUUUAGAUUGAAGAUGCCGUUUGACAUGUAAAUAACUGAUAUCUAUGUGAUAUGAAUCAUCGUUUCAGUUGUCUCUUUGAAUUUUUUGAAUUCGUGUAAUUGUUAGUACAAAUUUUUGUAAAUGCAUUCAUUAAUUAUUGUAAUAUGUUAUUAACAAUAAAUAGUUAAAAGUA
This is a messenger RNA of Acanthoscelides obtectus, 1410 nucleotides long. The record is from the annotation of a GenBank genome assembly. NCBI's taxonomy places the organism in Eukaryota, Metazoa, Arthropoda, Insecta, Coleoptera, Chrysomelidae.